Molecule: messenger RNA, 469 nt
Organism: Sodiomyces alkalinus F11
Lineage: Eukaryota; Fungi; Ascomycota; Sordariomycetes; Glomerellales; Plectosphaerellaceae
Exons: 1
Coding region: 184-420 (78 amino acids)
Source: RefSeq, a predicted model, not a curated record
CAAUUUCUCCAUGCUUGGAGCUAAUAGUCUUAUUACCUGUGGACUUCCCUUUCUAUGCAAAUCGCGGCGUUCUGGUUUCGGGUUGAGUCAGUCUGGCUACACACGAUGAUAACCUCCUGAGUCCCAUGCUCGACGUUGGGACAGGAAUGGCAAUGCAAAGGGACUUUUGAGUGCAAUGGGAGCAUGCGAAGACUGGGCUCUCGCGGAAAAGGUGCGGAAUCAUCCUUUGAGUAUCGGCGGGACAUCAUAAGAAGACCCAAUCCCAGGAACAGGGCAUUUUAUCUGGUAUAUCCAUACACUGUAUCCACUCUCAAGAGCUGGUUAAACAGCUUUCUUAAACAACCCUGCAUAUCUGGGCAUAUGACAGGGACUGAUGAUGCUACGAACCAAAAACAGAAUCGUUUUAACGCCGAGUUGUGAAGCCAUUAGGAUCAACAGGUCAGGUCUUAGUAAAUAAAAGGUACCUUAC